AUGAGCGUCGGUCACAGACUUCGCCUCAGAGGCGAGCUCUGCAUGGGCUUCGGCUCCGUGCUCUCGCUCGCUGCGUUUCUGCUUCUUAUAUUCGUUCAUGUCGGGACGACCAAUACGAGCAGUACGCCGCGCAAGAUUGCGAUGGCGACGAUGAACGUCUCUGCAUAUGGCGCCGCAUUAGCAGUCGGCUUCGCGCCCGACCCCAUCCUCGGACUCUACGCCACAAACGCCUCCCUACCACUCGCCGAACGCCAAGGCAUCCGCGACAUGUACCAGUGGGGAUUAUACUCCUACUGCGCAUACUUGACCGUCAACGGCACCGGCCCAGUGUCGAGCGGAAACGGAACGUGCAGCAAUACGACCGCCGGAACACAAUUCCUGCCCUAUGACCAGUUGACGGCAGACAUGCCCUCGAACUACUCGAUGUUCACUGGCAGCAUUAUCACUGGCACAUCGUUCAGGGUUGAUGGUGGACUGGGCACGCAUACGAAGGACGCAUACUACUGUCUCAUCGUCGGGACAGUAUUGCUCUUCGUCUCGCUCCUACUAGGACUCUUCAAACGCACCUUCGCCCUAGUAUUCUCAUCCAUCCUCGCCUCCGUCGCGGCGGCGCUCGUAUGCGCGGGCGCCGGCUUAUGGACAGUAGCCAUAAGCCAAGCGCGCCAAAUCAACACGUUGCAGCUGGCCGGAAGCCUGACCCCGCUCGGCAUCUCCGUCGACUCGGGGCUCGGCCUUACGCUGACAUGGGCCGCGUUUGGUUGUAUGACUGCCGCGCUGAUACCGUACUGGAUCAGCUCGUGCACCUACCGCGGAUGA
This is a messenger RNA of Peniophora sp. CBMAI 1063, 816 nucleotides long. The record is from the annotation of a GenBank genome assembly. NCBI's taxonomy places the organism in Eukaryota, Fungi, Basidiomycota, Agaricomycetes, Russulales, Peniophoraceae.